GGAGACACCGAGUAGUUUCAGACUUGGGAGAGCGGAGGAAGGAAAGUAAGUCGGCGUGAAAGAGAGAAUGGGAAACUGACUGAUAUACUGCGAAUGGCGAACCUCGGGAGACCAGAUGACAAACUAACAGAAGGAUAAAAUGUUGCGAAAAUCAUCAACUCGGCAGAAGAGAGUGAGAGUGUGACAGGGAGACGCAGAGUGCUGCUUUUCUGCCGUGUUGGGAUAGUAUCGAUCGCUCCCGGGACAGAGAGGAAAGCGCUGUUUCGGAACUCCGCUGCACCCCGUCCCGUAGCACGAGUGGAAGUAGUGAGCCGCUCUCCCAACUCGGCGCUGUCGGGGCAUUUGUUGUGAUUGUGGAAAGAGGGCACUCAAUCCAGUCGGUGAUCGUAAAGGAGAGAGCAACAAGAGCGCUGAACAUUUGGCAAAAGUUUGGGCUUUUGGAGACGGGGUGAGGGAGAGGCCGAGUCCCGCCACUGUUGAACUGACAACUUUAACCAGCUCGCUCUGUUAGGAGCAGAUAACUUUCACCAUGAAAACCCCGGGGGACUCGGGGUUUGCGUUCCCAGACUGGGCCUAUAAACCCGAGUCCAGUCCUGGCUCCAGACAGAUCCAGCUGUGGCACUUCAUCCUGGAGCUGCUGAGGAAGGAGGAGUAUCAUGAUGUGAUUGCCUGGCAGGGGGACUACGGAGAGUUCGUGAUCAAAGACCCUGAUGAGGUGGCCAGGCUGUGGGGCGCCCGCAAGUGCAAACCUCAGAUGAACUACGACAAACUCAGUCGAGCGCUCAGGUAUUACUACAACAAGAGGAUUCUACACAAAACUAAAGGAAAACGCUUUACCUACAAGUUUAAUUUCAACAAGCUGGUCCUGGUCAACUACCCUUUUAUUGACAUGGGGUCUGGAGGAGCAGCUGUUCCUCAGAGUGCUCCACCAGUGCCUACAGGUCCUCAUUUCCGGUUCCCUCCAUCCACCCCGUCAGACAUGCAGGUGUCUAAGGUGCUGCGGUCCCCCAGCAGCGAGGAGCUGCGCAGUCCCGGGAUAUUCAGCGGGAUGGGUCGCCGCAUAGCCCGUGGGUCCGUCUCUGACUGCAGCGAUGGGACUUCUGUCAACUCGGAGAUCGAAGAAGGCAAUGGAGGAGUGACAGAGGAGAGAGUGACGGAAAGAGUGGCAGAGAGAGGAGGAGGAGGCUUUCGAGGUGCAGUUCAUCCUCGUUUGUCUCACGAGGCAAUGUUCAGGAUGUAUGGAGGACUGGGAGGUCACAGAGGUUAUCGGGUGUCAGAGGUUGCCAGGCACAGAGUUCAUCCCGAGCCUCUAUCACCGUUUACCGGAGGGUCAGGUCUGUUGGCGCCACCUCUCUCCCCGGCACUCUCGAUGACCCCAGGCUCUCACCUGCCCUACAGCCCCUCCCCUACUCUGUCGCCCAUGCCUGGCUCCAUCUUCUCCUUCAACCCAGAUGAUAUGCAACGCUGCCUGCAGGCUCACACUCAGAGCGUCUACAAUUACCACUUGAGCCCUCGUGCCUUCUUCCAUUACCCGAACAUCAUCGUCCCUCAGCCUCAGCGCCCUGACAAAGGUAUGCCUGGGCACCAGGUCUGUGAUCAUGGCCCUGCCGAGAGACCCUCGGUGCUCAACAGCCACCACUCCAGCAUCCCCCCGCCUCACGCUCAUCCAAUGCACCACCACCUGGGGGAGGACCAGCACCAUUCACCCUUCAAGUUUAAGCUCCAGCCUCCUCCACUGGGCCGAAAGCAGCGCGAAAGUCAGGGAAGGCAGGGGUCACUGUCCUCCACAUCUACAUCAGGACUGGGCUCCUCCUUGUCAUUCGGCAGUGACCUUAGCUCAGCUGGUGGAUCGGGACUGGUGUCCAACUCCUCCUCAACUGGCUCUCUGAACAGCACUGGGCUUCCCAAGAUUAAGGUUGAGCCCAUAUCUGACAUUGAAUCAGAAGAGGAAGUCGAAGUGACUGACAUAAGUGAUGAAGAAGCUGAUGAGAGAUAUGAAGAGUGUGACGUUUUCCCCUCUCACUAUAAUAAACACCAUCAUCACCACCAUCACUAUCCUCACAACCAAAAGCACCAUCAGCCCAACGGCACUGAUGCCCCUCUCCACCCAGAUGAGGACUUAGAGGAGGAGGUGUUCAAAGCCCCCGCCCCUCUGCCCUUCUUCAUCUCUCCCACCUCAUCCUCAGGUGAUGGUUGCCGGGGUAACACUGUUGUGAAGAGCGAACCUGUAGAGCCUACAGACAUGCAGUUACCGUCUGGUGAAUUGCCGCAAACACACUCCCAAUGUAUCCCACUGAAGCUCCGGUUCAAACGGCGCUGGGACCAGGACCAGCACAUGGAAGAAGCAGAGGAUAAGAAGGUGAGAGGAGAAGAGAGGAGGAGAGAGAGGAACGGAGAGGUGGAGGAGAGUGGAAGUGGGAGUGGAGAGGCAGAAAGCCCACCUCCUCUUGCUCAUCACAGAGUUAGUGCUGACCUGCACCGAGCCACGGCACAGCUGUCACUGGAGAACAAGGACUGCUGAUACACAAGCGCGUCAACACAUUUACAUGACUGCUGAUACACAACACUCUUUACAACUGCUGAUGGACCCACACUCACAUGUGACUCUUUAGAGAUCAAUGACUGCUAAUACUUUACUCAAAAAUGAAAAUUCUGACAUCAUUUACUCACCCUAAUGAAGUUCCAAACUGGUAUGACUUUCUUCCGUGAAACAGAAAAGAUGUUUGGCAGAAUGACAGCCUUUCACUUUCAAUGCAACUUUUUCCUAUACAAUUUAAGUGACUGAGUGACAUAAGGGUGAGAAAAUGGAGACAGAAUUAUAAUUUUUGGUUGAACUAUCCCUUUAAACUUGCUGCACACUUAGACUAACUAAUCCUUGAUUAAUCUAAUCCCAGUUCCCCACACUCCUCUCCCUCCUCUGCCACCCUCACGUGUGUGUGCAUCACAACUUUUGCUGAGUGGCUUGCCAACACAUGUUCUAGUGCAUCUCGGUGUGGCCAUGAUGAGGAAUGAGUUCACCCAUGUGCCGCAGCGACCCUCAGGAGUCAUGAACUUUGACUUUUGGCACUAGAGAAUAUUGUAUAUUUUUAAAUGACAAUUUUAUUUUGCAAAGUGCCUGUGAACUAUCCCUCAAAACCCCACAAACAGAGAAAAUUUCUUUUGUGAUAGACAUUGGGAGGACACUAGUGGGUUGACUAGUCUGAUUUGAGGGGGUUUGAUCUUCGUUUCCAGCAUUUCCCAGCAUUUGUCCCUCAGUGACAGACUAUGAUCAAUCUGCAUAUGAUGUGGUGGUAAACAAAUGCACAGAGAGUCACAAACAGACACUGCUCUAAAACCAGCCUGGUCAGAAGUCAGAACCCUCAGGGACAAACUCCCCCCAACACACAUACACACACACACACACACACACACACACACAUACAUACACACACAGAUAAUCCCUUGUUCCCUGUAUGAAGCCUGAACAGAUUGUUGAAACUGUGUGUCACAACUGAGCAUUUGUGCAGAAAAUGUGCAUUUGAUUGCUAAGUGUGAAUGAAUGCAUGUGUUUAUGGAAAUCUAGCUGUGUGUACAUUCUCAGGAUAUCUCCAUCCUCUCUUUUCCAUCCAAACCAGCUCUAUCCAAACUAUGUAAACCUUAAAACAAUCUCUCAAAUUGUGUGCUCUUUCAUUCGUACUUUUUUCUGGGUCCAUACCUGAAUCAUUUUCACUCCGUUGGGGUGUUGACUUUUUGGAUGAAAUGACUCGGGCAUAACACACAGUUCGGAGACCAUACCCUCAAAUCUCUUAAACAGCUAGUUCCUUAGUCACAAGAUUCCCUUGUCUAGUCAGUCCUUUAGUGUGUACUAAACCAGCAUCUCUCUCUCUUUCACACACACACACACAAAGCAUGUACAGUUAUACUAGUUUCACCAGGACCCAAUAUUUAACCAUAACUGCUUGAGGAUGCUUUAAGAAUAUUUUUUGUUUUUACCCUUGAGAACCAAGUGCUGAUUCGGGGUCCUGAUUAAUGUCAAGUCAUUUAGGCCAUGUCCACACUAAUAAGUUUUAAUUUGUAAACAAAUUCAUUUCACUACAUUUACGCCUCUCAUCCACGCUAGAAUGCCAUUUUUCUUCAUCGAAAAUUGAGCAUUUCGAGAACUCUCAUAUUUUGGAAAACUAGAGUUUUCAAACAAAAACAGAUUAGUGUGGACGUGAUCUUAGCCAUAUUACAACAGCAAAUCUUGCCCUGGACCACUAUGCGGUCUUAUUGUGUGGGGAAGUGAAAUCAUAGUUGGCAUUCAUAGAUAGAAAGAGGUUCAAAUCCCUUAAAUAAACAUUUUAAAUGCCAAUUUAAGUAUAAAAGGAUAGUAGAAGACGUUUGGCCAGAAGUCGCUCUAUCACACACAUAAACUAGCCCCUUUCACACAUACAGCCUUUUCCAGAAAAUGUACAGUAUUUUUUCAGUUUAGAGGUCACGUGUGAACUCUGAACACAACCUUUUUUAAAAUACUGGUAUAUUUUGCUCUGGCAAUUUCUCUUAAUGAAAAGUUGUAUCAUAAAUAUGCAUACUGAUGGUAUGUGUGUACAGCACAUUUGUUACAUUUACCAGUAAAGGCAAACCAACAAUUUUCCUGUAUUUUACCUUUUUGCAUGUGUGAAAGGGGCUAAUGAUACACAAACUCUGCCUCGUAUGCCUUGUUUUACUAGCAUGUCUAAAAAGGUUAAAGGAAAAACUCAAAUCUAAAAAAAAAAAAAAAAAAAAAAAGGACAGUAUACACUCUUUAUAUAAUAUGUGUUAAACACUGUAAACAACAGCUGUUAAAAGCACAGCAUUAAAUAUAUUCAGGGCGUUUUGUAACAUUUCGUUUCAAGGGGAAGGUUGAUUCUUCUCCUCAUGGAUAAUGUUGCCAUUUUGGUAAGGAAGGAAAUUGUUGCUUUUUUUAACCAGUUAAUAACAUGUAGAAUAGAGGAGUGAAAGACAAAGUUGUACACGAAACUCUAACGAAGCACGAGAGCUUUGCACCACGGAUGAUGUGGCACAUUCGGUUCUUGAAGCAGCAUGCACCUCCUUAACAUCCUGUUCCUACUGCCAUAACUGGUGUGUGUGUGUGUGUGUGUGUGUGUGAGAGAGAGAGAGAGAGAGAGUGUUUGUGUGUUUCUGACAGAGGCUUGUAUGCCAGUCCACACCCAAGGCUUUAAUUCGUUUGAAAUCUUGCAUCAUGAACCUCAUAAACAUGUGUGCACUAAAGCCCCGUGGAGGACAAAGUUGAGCACCAAACUGGAUGAGAGGUACCAGUGAAGUGGCAUUGGACAGAAUUGCACUGUUUAUCGUUAACAGAACUGGCAACAGUGUCGACCUCCUCAAAGUUUUUGACUCUUUCUAGCUGCCUUACUACCCCUCUUCAACCAGAAUUGAUUAUGCUCAAGAUGUUCACCUCCUACUUCACAGAUUUUUGGAUGAAACAAGCCUUUACUUAAAGGGAUAGUUCACUCAAGAUGAAAAUUCUAUCAUCUUUUACUCACGAGUAACACGUAAGAAAGAAAGUCAUGGGUCUGGAACAACAGGAGGGUGAACUAUGCCUUUAAGAUGCACUUGUUUAAUGCCCUGGCAUACCUCAUAAUAUAAGAGGUGGAGUUAAAUUUUGAGAUGGGGUGUUUAUAUGUCUAUAUAUGCUUGGGCACAAAGUGCGUGUACCCUUCUCUUUAGGAGGGGAGAUAUUUGUUUAAUUCCUUAGGCUGCUCUCAUUGGUUAUUCCAGGACGAUAACAAGUCAAAUUAUGUUUUGUCGAGUUAUGUUUUUUUCUCCCAACCUGCUUCUGUUUAUCUUCUUUCUGAUGUCAGCGUUGCUGUUCAUCAUAAUUAUUAUUAGUUAUUAUCAUUAUUAUUUUUGUUUAAUUUUUCUUCUCACAUUGUAGUCUUUAUAACAUUAUAAUGUAUACAUUACUGUAAAAGAUCCUUUGAAGAAUGCCCCACUCUGCCUUCCCACUGAGCAACCCAACAGUGUGUUUAGUGUAACAUUUUAAAAUUUGUAAAUUAAUGUAAAACUGUAACUUUAAAAUGGGUGUUUGUUGUGGAGAAUAUAGGGUGGAGGACGGGCAUUUGAGGGAGGAUCUGGCUUAUGAUUUGAACUCAAGUCAUGUCAUGUAAUUGUUAUUUUGUAGUGUUACUGAUUUAUUUCUCUUGUAAUUAUUAUUAUUUUAAUUUUUUUCCAUUUGGGGAUUGUAUGAUUUUAAAAGAUAUAUUGUGUAUUGUUUUAUUGUGUAUACGUCUAUCUCUACCACUUUCUUUCCCGAAAUUUAUAUCUGUGGUUUCAUAACUCAUAAUAACAGGUUUUAAUACCAUGAUGUAACAUUUGAAUUCUUCCUUUUAUUCAUUUUUGAGUUCUUUUUUCAGAAUUGUAAUUAAAAUGUAAUCAGGGUCAAUUAAACUGGUUAAAAUGCCA
Messenger RNA from Myxocyprinus asiaticus (Chinese sucker), 6423 nucleotides. Its product is annotated as ETS domain-containing transcription factor ERF-like. Gene Ontology annotation, biological process: cell differentiation; regulation of transcription by RNA polymerase II. Gene Ontology annotation, molecular function: DNA-binding transcription factor activity, RNA polymerase II-specific; sequence-specific DNA binding. The record is from RefSeq and is a predicted model, not a curated record. Bases 530 to 2521 code for a protein of 663 amino acids. Gene Ontology annotation, cellular component: nucleus. The transcript has 5 exons. Lineage: Eukaryota; Metazoa; Chordata; Actinopteri; Cypriniformes; Catostomidae.